This is a messenger RNA of Xylona heveae TC161, 1595 nucleotides long. RefSeq lists its product as hypothetical. The coding region runs from base 228 to 1304 and encodes 358 amino acids. The record is from RefSeq and is a predicted model, not a curated record. Gene Ontology annotation, molecular function: metal ion binding; mRNA binding. The transcript has 5 exons. Lineage: Eukaryota; Fungi; Ascomycota; Xylonomycetes; Xylonales; Xylonaceae. Gene Ontology annotation, cellular component: cytosol. Gene Ontology annotation, biological process: cytoplasmic translation.
CUUUACUUUGAUACUUCCCCACUAGAGCAUUUUAACUCAGCACGACUUCACGUUUCACCUCUUUUGCAUCGUACCCUCUUUCUUUUACUCUCAGGGGGAUUUAUCUAUAGAACAUUUACGAUUACUAUCUCCAGACGCGCUUUUGGAAAGCAGUCUUGUUGACGCCUACUGCAACUUUUUUUUCACAAAGAAUCUGUAAAACGAGUCUCUAGCAAAGCAGCGCCAUAAUGCCGCCCAAGAAGGACCAGAAAGGCAAGGGCCCGCAGCCCAAGCCUCAGAAGGUCGCGGUUGAUAAGACCUUUGGUCUCAAAAACAAAGGAGGAAAGAAAACCCAGAACAUGAUCAAGCAAAUUGAAUCCCAGAAGAGCACUCCUCAAUCUGCUUUGGACAGGAAGAAGGCGGCUGAGAAGGAGCAAAGAGAUAGAGAGAAGAUGGAAGCGGAAAAGGCCAGAAAGGAAGCCGCAGAGCUCUUCAAACCAGUUCAGGUGCAGAAAGUCCCCUUUGGUGUGGACCCGAAGACCGUGCUUUGCCAGUUCUACAAGAAGGGUGGCUGUGAAAAAGGCAAGAAAUGUAAAUUCUCGCACGAUCUCGCCGUUGAGCGUAAGGGAGAGAAGAAGAACUUGUACACAGAUACCCGGGAGGAAGAGCAAGAGGAGAAGAAGAAGGACACCAUGGAUGACUGGGACGAGGAAAAGCUACGAAAGGUCGUUAUGUCCAAGCACGGCAAUCCGAAGACGACUACCGACAAGGUCUGCAAAUACUUUAUCGAAGCCGUCGAGAACCAGAAAUACGGAUGGUUCUGGCAAUGUCCUAACGGAGGUGACAAGUGCAUGUAUAAGCACUCUCUUCCACCUGGAUUCGUACUCAAGACUAAGGAGCAGCGUGCUGCUGAGAAGGCUUUGAUGGACAAGUCUCCCCUCAACACCUUUACCAUCGAAGAGUUCCUGGAGUCUGAGCGAUACAAGCUUACUGGAACGCUUACGCCCGUCACUCCCGAGUCUUUCGCUAAAUGGAAGAAGGACCGGCUCGACAAGAAGGCUGCCGAAGCCGAGGCACACAAGGCCAAGGAUGCGACUGGUAGAGCCAUGUUUGAACAAGGUGGCUGGGAAGGCAGUGAAAGCGAGGAAUCUUCUGAUGAGGAUGAGGAUGAGACCGAUGGCUGGAACCUCGAGGCUCUCCGAAAGGAGACUGAGGCGUUGCGGGCGCAGAGGGAGCGCGAAAGGCUUGGUUUGCCCGCCGAGAGUGAGAUACCCACCGAGGGUGAUGCUGGUGAGGAUGCUCAGGAGGAAUCUUCCAGUCAAUGAGAAAAGUAUUACCGAUCCUUUUCUCUGUGAUGAGGAGAUGUUGUUAUCUUUUUCUAGAUUUAUCUGGUGUUCAGAGUCAUCGAUUCAGCGUCGUUGUGAUUGGGGAUGGCCUUCGCAGUCAAAACAAAAAUUGCUGCGCAGGGACAGGGCUGUCAUUUUGUCAUUUUCUUGGCGUAUUGUUGAUAGUCUCCAUAUGAUGUCAUAUUUCGAAUUUCGUUGAUCGAGAUAUGCGCAGUAUCAUCUUUCGGUCACGACAAAAACUUCAUUCGCAUAGUUGCAAAAUAGCAUAGU